Molecule: messenger RNA, 972 nt
Organism: Coniosporium apollinis CBS 100218
Lineage: Eukaryota; Fungi; Ascomycota; Dothideomycetes
Exons: 1
Coding region: 1-972 (323 amino acids)
Biological process (GO): ribosomal large subunit assembly; rRNA processing
Cellular component (GO): nucleus
Molecular function (GO): nucleic acid binding; exonuclease activity
Source: RefSeq, a predicted model, not a curated record
AUGGGCACGAAUAUACCAGAGCCGCAAAGUGGUAUGAAAUCGAAUGCGCAAAUUCCCGGAACGCAGCCGAAACCAAGGUGGUCAUUUAUCCCCGAACCUCAACGAGCCGCAACGUUAGCCGCCCUUACCUUGAGUUGCCAUUCCUAUACCACCCUGGCCAAGAACAAGUACGCAUCAGGACCCGGCUACGUUAAAACUCUGGGAGUCGGGGUAGCGCUAUCUCUCAUACCCCUGCCAACCCCUGCACAUGAUCCUCAGGUACCGAAGCGCGGUGCGGUCGCGCUGGAUUGCGAGAUGGUGGGCGUGGGCAAAGGCGAAUCCGAAGUAGCACGCAUUUCAGCCAUUGAUUACCUCACUGGUGAAGUUCUCAUUGACACGUUGGUUCAGCCGACUCAGCCGGUCACGGACUGGCGCACAAGAUUCAGUGGAAUCACGAAGAAUGCCAUGACUGCGGCCGUGGCCGAGAAACGGGUGCUGAAGGGCUGGCCGGAAGCGCGCGCCGAAUUAUGGAGGUACAUUGAUUCCAAUACUAUUCUAAUCGGCCAAGCAUUACAUCAUGAUUUCGACGCGCUCAGAAUGCAGCAUUGGCAAGUUGUGGAUUCGGCAAUUUUGGCUAAGGAUGCUGUAGGAACUGGCGGAAGCCGGCAAUGGGGACUGAAAACACUGUGUGACCAGUUCUUAGGCAUUGAGAUUCAGAACAAUGGAAAAAGAGGGCAUGACUCCGUUGAGGAUGCUCUCGCUGCGCGGGAGGUGGUGCUAUGGUGUAUCGGCCAUCAGGAGGAGUUGGCAGUUUGGGGAAGAAAGCAGAAAGAGGAAUAUGUCAAAAAGAAGAAGCAAGUGCAUGAGGGUAAAAGAGGAAACAACUCACAACGAAGGCCAUUGUCACAUUUUAACCCGAGAUAUUACACUGACGAUGAGGAUGAUGAGAUCGACACAUGGGAGGAUAUCGCGGAAGCUUGCGGAUGGCCAUAA